UGUACGGAGAGAACUGUUGGCCUCUGAAGGGACUCAGCCAGUUCAGUCCAGCCUGCUGCUCUUUCUCUCCUUCUCUCUUUUUUCUUUUCCCCUCUCACUCUCUCUUCCUGUCCUGUCUGUUUAAGGAGAGAAAGAUUUGGGAAAUUCCUUUAAGCUACUUUACUUCAGGUUUCUCUGGGAUUUAAACAUGCACUCUGAGGUUUUGGUACAGUCCAUGUUGGCGCCGUUGUUUCUGAUUCUGCUCUCAGCCGUGGAGGACACUUUGUUACAAUCGGUGAGCCAGGUGGGUGGCGUGUGUAGGCUGUCCGCAGAGUCGUCCCUGCGCCGCUGCCGGACACCUGACAGCAAGAUCUGCAGCGGGAGGGGCAAGUGUGACUGCGGCAUCUGCACCUGCGAGGCCACGGAUCCGGGGAAGUUCUACGGUUCGCGCUGCGAGUGCCACGACUGGGUCUGUGCUACGCUUAAUGGGAAAACUUGCAAUGACCGUGGCUACUGUGACUGUGGGACGUGUGAGUGUGACGAAGGCUGGUUCGGAGAUGCCUGCCAGUUCCAGGAGGAGUGCAACCUACCCGGCAAGAAGAGCAAAGAGCUUUGCAAAAACCCACAGGGGGUGGUGUGCUCCAACAGAGGGACGUGCCACUGUGGUAGCUGCAUGUGUGAGGAUAAGGACAACAGAGGUCUGGUGACGGGACCUUUCUGUGAGUGUGACGACAGCGAGUGUCUGGACGAGGACACAGGAGAGGUGUGUGGAGGCCAUGGCCAGUGUUACUGUGGAAACUGUUACUGCGCUGCUGGUUGGCAUGGAGACAAAUGUGAAUUCCAGUGUGACAUCAGCCCAUGGGAAAGCAAGCGGAGAUGCACAUCUCCAGAUGGCAAAAUCUGCAGCAACAGAGGGACCUGUGUGUGUGGAGAGUGUAACUGUCAUGAUGUAGAUCCAUCUGGCGACUGGGGAGAUAUUCAUGGAGACACCUGCGAAUGCGAUGAGAGGAACUGCCAUGCAACCUACGACCGAUACACGGAUGACUUCUGCUCAGGUCAUGGCCAGUGUAAUUGUGGCAGGUGUGACUGCAAGGAAGGAUGGGACGGGAGGAAGUGCGAGCAUCCUCUGUCCUGCUCCCUGUCUCUGGAGAGCAGUCUGAAGAAGUGUCGGGGAACGUCCAAUUUGCCCUGCUUCGGACGAGGUCAGUGCCAGUGUGGACAGUGUACUUGCUACCCACCUGGGGACAGCCGUGUUCAUGGCAAAAACUGUGAGUGUGACGACCGUCAGUGCGAGGACAUCAGUGGAGAGGUCUGUGGAGGUCACGGUUACUGUUCGUGCGGACGCUGCAUCUGCGAGGAGGGCUGGUUCGGAAAGCGGUGCCAGUUCGCGAGGUCUUGUGACAUGACCGAGGUUCAGAGCAAGGAGGUUUGUGAGACUUCCGACGGAGUCAUGUGCAGUGGAAAAGGUUCCUGUCACUGUGGCCAAUGUAUCUGCUCUCCUCAAGACUCCUGGGUGUCUGGAGAGUACUGCGAGUGUGACGACCGAGAGUGUGACAAACAUGACGGCCUCAUCUGCACAGGGAAUGGGCUGUGCAAUUGCGGCAACUGUGAGUGCUGGGACGGCUGGACGGGGAACGCUUGCGAAAUCUGGCUGGGAGCCGAGUACUGAGGUGGAGAGGACACUGGUGUUAGAAGACAAGAGAGGCCUGGCUGCCCGGAGCGACCAGGAGCACCGCUGAUUGUCAUACUCACGACCAGGCUGGUAAAAUCCCCUCGGCCAGGAAAACCCACGGGAGGAUUGGACAAGACAAAACUAAACAUGGAUGUAAUUCUGCAUAUCACUAACAGCAUUCAUUCUUUUAUUGUACUGGUUACAAGUGAUUGAAAACAUAUUACAAUGUAAACAUUUGUUUCCAAAACAGCUUUUUGUAUAAUUUCUUUUUAUAAUGUAGGAAUGCUUAUCCAGAUGGCUACACAUAAUAGGAUGCAGGUACAUGACAAAUCCAAAUGUUGGAAUGGGAAGAAUUAUUAAAAGUGACAAAACAGAUCUACAUUAUCAUCCGCAGUAUCCAAAUACAGCGGGUGAUAAUGUAGUUCAUCAUGUACAUCUGUUUUUUGACUGGUACAGAGCGCUAUGUUGUUUCACAAUCGGACGGAAAGUUCACUCGAAAGCUCGAGGCAGAAGUUACUGUUUGAGGUUUUUAUUUGUUUUUAAUAAUAAAACAUUAAAUGUGCCGCAUGACACAACAUUUUGCAUGGAAAACAAUGCGAAGACCUUAAUCAUACAUGGUUACAAAUUUGUUAUAACAUGACAUAACUCCAAUGGGCAUACUUGCAAUGGUAUAUAUAUUUUUUUUUUGUUGAAAAUAAAUCAUUUUUAAUAGUG
This is a messenger RNA of Sebastes umbrosus (honeycomb rockfish), 2365 nucleotides long. RefSeq names its product integrin, beta-like 1 (gene itgbl1). Lineage: Eukaryota; Metazoa; Chordata; Actinopteri; Perciformes; Sebastidae. Gene Ontology annotation, cellular component: focal adhesion; integrin complex; cell surface. Bases 188 to 1648 code for a protein of 486 amino acids. Gene Ontology annotation, molecular function: integrin binding. The record is from RefSeq and is a predicted model, not a curated record. The transcript has 11 exons. Gene Ontology annotation, biological process: cell adhesion mediated by integrin; cell migration; cell-matrix adhesion.